AUCGCCCACCAAACUCCAAAACUGUAACACACACAACCAGCGUACUACGCACUCUUUCUUUCCAAUUCCAAUUUUCAAACCCUAAAAAAUCCCGCGAAACCAAAAUUCCCUCCCUCCGCACCGCAACACAAAAGACUUCUCCAACACGCCCCACGAAAUCCCCAAACUACCCCUCUCACACAGUUCCAUCUUCUCCCGCAAGCUUAACCCUCAAAAUUUUAAAAUUUUCAAAUCCCCGCUCCAUUUUUUCACUUCUCCCUAUAUAAACCCUCCGCUCCCAAACUCAAACCCUAACCUUAACCUUCAAUCAAAACUCAAAACUUCUCUUUUCUUUCAUUCUCUCUCUUUUAUUCUUAUCAUCACAAUGCCUUCAAUUCCCGAAGAGCCCCUCCUGGCUCCGAACCCGGAUCGCUUCUGCAUGUUCCCAAUCCAAUACCCGCAAAUCUGGGAAAUGUACAAGAAAGCCGAAGCCUCGUUCUGGACGGCGGAGGAGGUGGACCUCUCCCAGGACCUCCGCCACUGGGACUCCCUCACCGACGGCGAGCGCCACUUCGUCACCCACGUCCUCGCCUUCUUCGCCGCCUCCGAUGGCAUCGUCCUCGAGAACCUCGCCGGGCGCUUCACAAAGGAGAUCCAGCUCCCCGAGGCCCGGGCCUUCUACGGCUUCCAGAUCGCCAUCGAGAACAUCCACUCCGAGAUGUACAGCCUCCUCCUCGAAACCUACAUCAAGGACUCCGACCAGAAGAACCACCUCUUCCGUGCCAUCGACACCAUCCCCUGCGUCGCUAAGAAAGCCCAGUGGGCCCUUCGCUGGAUCGAUUCCUCCGACUCCUUCGCCGAGCGUCUCGUUGCCUUCGCAUGUGUUGAAGGUAUUUUCUUCUCUGGAAGCUUCUGCGCUAUCUUCUGGCUCAAAAAACGAGGACUCAUGCCGGGGCUCACUUUCUCAAACGAACUCAUUUCUCGCGACGAAGGGCUACACUGCGAUUUCGCGUGUCUGCUCUACUCUCUGCUGAGGCAGAAGCUCACCGAGGAGCGCGUGAGGGAGAUUGUGAGGGACGCCGUGGAUAUUGAGCGGGAGUUUGUGUGCGACGCGCUGCCCUGCGCGUUGGUGGGGAUGAACGGUGAUUUGAUGAGUCAAUACAUUGAGUUUGUGGCAGAUCGGUUGCUGGGGGCGCUUGGGUGCGGGAAGGUGUACAAUGUUCAGAACCCGUUCGAUUGGAUGGAGCUGAUUUCGCUGCAGGGAAAGACCAACUUCUUCGAGAAGCGCGUCGGGGAGUAUCAAAAGGCUUCUGUUAUGAACAGCUUGAACGGGAACGGUGGGACCCACGUCUUCAAGAUGGAUGAGGAUUUCUAAUUUAUUAUUAUGGGAUUGGGAUUAGGUUUAGGACCGGAUGCUGAUGAUGAUAAUAUUUCACUGUAUUAUUACCGUUGUUACAUACUCCAGUUUUAUGUGCUUUUUUUAUAGUGCUUUUUUUUUUUUUUCUUUUCUUUCGUUAGGGUUAUGUGCUUUUUGUUUGUCUCUGAUCUCUCCUUGAGAAAUGAUAAAGUAUACUUUUCAGCUUAUCA
This is a messenger RNA of Glycine soja, 1566 nucleotides long. Its product is annotated as ribonucleoside-diphosphate reductase small chain. Gene Ontology annotation, molecular function: oxidoreductase activity. The record is from RefSeq and is a predicted model, not a curated record. The transcript has 2 exons. NCBI's taxonomy places the organism in Eukaryota, Viridiplantae, Streptophyta, Magnoliopsida, Fabales, Fabaceae. Gene Ontology annotation, biological process: deoxyribonucleotide biosynthetic process. Bases 365 to 1354 code for a protein of 329 amino acids.